Messenger RNA from Silurus meridionalis, 2544 nucleotides. It is a transcript of the gene cep85l, whose product is annotated as centrosomal protein 85, like. The record is from RefSeq and is a predicted model, not a curated record. NCBI's taxonomy places the organism in Eukaryota, Metazoa, Chordata, Actinopteri, Siluriformes, Siluridae. Gene Ontology annotation, cellular component: centrosome.
CGACUAUACACCUCUUACACAUGUGCACUACAUAGGGCACGAUAUGCCGCGUUCUCCACUUCAGACAGGUGCACUUCGUGUUUCUGAAGCAGGCGUUUAGGACGCAGCCCUCUGGUUGCUCGGUCUUGCGGUGUUGGUUGAACUGAACGCAGCAGCGUCUCUUGUUAGAGAUGACCGCGUCCCCGAUUCGGGAGUGAUUUUUUAUUUUUGAAAAUAGACACUUUUAGAGAUUGAGUCUUAAAAUGGAUUACAGGUAGAAUAAAUCAUGCGUUGUUCCUGAUUUCUUGAAAUCAGGCUCAUUUCUUUGGUGUUUUUUUUUCCUCUAUUUGGGAAGCGGGUUAUACUCAAGUCAUCGACAUCAUUUGCGCCUGAAAUCCACCGGGAUGUGGAGCAGGAGCAGCUUUGAGGACGGGCUGGAUCUCUAUAAGACAGGUUCCAGUGCGUCCUCUCCUGGGUGGGUGCCAGGCUGUGAGUCAGCAUGGCACGGCUCGUCCUCCAUCAGCAGCAGUAACCGCGCCAGGCGCCACAGCGCCGCCUCCGACAGCGCCGACACAGGCAUCGGGACGUCCUGCUCAGACAGCGUGGAAGACCACUCCAGCUCGAGCGGCACGCUGUCCUUCCUGCCGCUUCGCUCGCAGGGCCCCAUCCCCACCGCGCAUGUAAUGCCGUCCCCGUCCAGCUCGAAGCUCACCACCCAGUCGGUGCCUGGCAGCCCGUGGAACAGCAGCCAGCUCUCCUCUCCGGUCUCCAGCCCGGACAUGAAGGACCCUCGUCCCGUACGCCGAUGGUCUUCGCUCACACGCUUGAGUGGCCAGGAGAAAAGUGGCAGGACGUCGUGCCACCAGGACUCCCACGGAUCCCUGGACCGCGGCCUGCUCCACACCCGGGCCGACUCGUCCCCGCUCAAGCCAAGCACGCUGGACCUCAGCUACAGUGCCUUACCCGAGAGCAGAGCCUCCCUCAUGACGCCCAGGGGGCACUCGCUGGGGCAGCAGGCCGUCGGCGGGUCACCCAUCCAGCCCAGCGUGAGGACUCAGAUGUGGCUGAGCGAGCAGAUGGAGUUCCGACCCGAGGGUGUGAGCACGUGGCUAAACGAGCAGCAGCAGCGAGACAGGACGAGGCAGGAAGCCGACCUCUCGCAGAUGCUGGGUGGAACUGCUCUCCCCGUGAACACACUGGUGAAGAUUAAGGAAGGGCUCCUGAGACAGCGGGAGCUGGAGAUUGACAGGCAAAAGCAGCAGAUCCUGCAGCUACACGCCCGAAUCAGGGAAAACGAGUUAAGGGCGCAGCAAGUCCUCCAGAACCAGAGGGGGCGCUGUGACGAGACAUACACAAUUAAAUCGAAGGAGAGCCCGAUGGACAGCCCCGCCUCGUCUCUACACAGUCCCCAGACGACGCUGUGCUGCGAGAACGGAGAGCUGGCACGCAGGCUGGCUUCGGCCGAGCUCGAGGUCCUCCAGCUCAAAGAGUUCCUCAAGCAGAACACGCAGAAAUACACAGAGGACAUCAAGAAGCUGGAGGAGAAGAUGAAGACGCGCGAUCGCUACAUCAGCAGCCUGAAGAAGAAAUGUCAGCGAGAGCACGAGCAGAAUCAGGAGAAGCAGCAGCGCAUCGAGACUCUGGAGAAAUACCUGGCAGACCUGCCCUCGCUGGACGAGGUGCACACCCAGGCCCAGCAGUUGGAACAGGUCCAGUCGAAGGAGCGGACGCUGCAGGACACGGUGGCACAGCUGGAGAGGAACUUAGAGGAGAGCCGAGGUCGCCUUCAGGAGAAAGACGCCCUCAUCGAGAGACAAGCCAAGAGGGAGAAAGAGCUGAUGGCUGCCGUGCACAGUUUGCAGGAGAAGGUGGAGAAGUGUCUGGAGGAUGGAGUGCGGUUGCCCAUGCUGGACCUAAAGCAGCUGGAGAAGGAGAACUCGCAUCUCCUGGAACAGCAAUCUCACAACAGCAUGCUGAUCGACAGCCAGAAGCAGCAGAUCGACAGACUCACUGUGGAGCUCACGGCACUGGAGAAGAAGCUGCAGAAGGAGAAGGCCAUCACACAGGAACUCCAUAAGCAGCUCGUAGAGAGAGAGGAGGACCUGGAGACACUGUCGAAGAGCAGCCAUCAGAAGCAGCAUCAGCACGUGGAUAAUGGCACCACGGCUCAGGAAGCCAGCUCUCUGCUAAAGGAAAUGUCUCAGUGUCUGCUGGACCUGAAGGCUUUAUGUAACAUUCUCACCCAGAGAGCACAAGGCAAAGAACCUAACCUGGCACUGCUCUUAGGCAUCAAAUCGAUGAGCUGCUCAUCCGAGGAGAGCGAGAAGCCGCGGGCGGAGGAGGGACUGCGAGCCAAGCUCCUGGAGGCGCGUGAGCUGAGGAAGGACAUCGACGAGCUGCGCACUAUCGUCUCCGACCGCUACGCGCAGGACAUGGGGGAGAACUGUGUGACGCAGUGAGCGCCCGCUACAGGCCGUGCCCCUACAAUGCCUCACUCUAGUCAGCAAAAGGGAACACAAUAAAAAUCAGUCUGACUCCUGAAUGUCGGACCAAGCUGUGAAUCGA